This is a messenger RNA of Lactuca sativa (garden lettuce), 1432 nucleotides long. The record is from RefSeq and is a predicted model, not a curated record. NCBI's taxonomy places the organism in Eukaryota, Viridiplantae, Streptophyta, Magnoliopsida, Asterales, Asteraceae.
AUAAGAUAUUCAAAUAAAUUAAAUGAUUUUUCGUCGAAUGACUAUUCAUCUAUUGUAUUUUCAUGCAAAUAUGGAGCAAGAAAACUCUAUGAAAAGAUGGUGGUUCAAUUCGAUGUUAUUUAAGAAGGAGUUCGAACACAGAUGUAGGCUAAGUAAAUCAAUGGGCAGUCUUGGUCCUAUUGAAAAUGCCAGUGAAAGUAAAGAUCCGAAUAGAAAUGAUACGGAUAAAAACAUUCAGGGUUGGGGUGGUCAUGACAAUUACAGUAAUGUUGAUCUUUUUUUUGGCGUCAAGGACAUUCGGAAUUUUUUCUCUGAUGAUACUUUUUUAGUGAAAGAUAGUAAUGGGGACAGUUAUUCUAUAUAUUUUGAUAUUGAAAAUCAUAUUUUUGAGAUUGCCAAUGAUCAUCCUUUUUGUAGUGAACUAGAAAGUUCUUUUUAUCGGAAUUCUAGUGAUCUGAAUAAUGGAUCUAAGAGUAAGAAUCCCGACCACGAUCGUUACAUGGAUGAUACUCAGUAUACUUGGAAUAAUCACAUUAAUAGUUGCAUUGACAGUUAUCUUCAGUACCAAAUCUGUAUUGAUAAUUACAUUGUAAGUGGUAAUGACAAUUCCAGUAACAAUAAUUCCAGUAACGAGAAUUCCAGUAACGAGAAUUCCAGUAACGAUUACAUUUCUAGUUCCAUUUCUAGUCAAAGUGAAAAUAGUAGUCAAAACGAGGAUAUCACAACGAGUGAUCAAACUAUACCAGAAAGUUCUACUCAUAUGGGUGUAACUCAACAAUACCGGCAUUUGUGGGUUCAAUGCGAAAAUUGUUAUGGAUUAAAUUAUAAGAAAUUUUUUAAAUCAAAGAUGCAUCUUUGUGAACAAUGUGGAUAUCAUUUGAAAAUGAGUAGUUCAGAUAGAAUCGAACUUUUGAUCGAUCCGGGCACUUGGGAGCCUAUGGAUGAAGACAUGGUCUCUCUGGAUCCCAUCGAAUUUCAUUCGGAGGAGGAGCCUUAUAAAAAUCGUAUCGAUUCUUAUCAAAGAAAUAAAGGAUUAACCGAGGUUGUUCAAACAGGCAGAGGGCAACUAAACGGUAUUACCGUAGCAAUUGGGGUUAUGGAUUUUCAGUUUAUGGGAGGUAGUAUGGGAUCCGUAGUCGGGGAGAAAAUUACCCGUUUGAUUGAAUACGCUACUAAAGAAUUUCUACCUCUUAUUAUAGUGUGUGCUUCCGGAGGGGCACGCAUGCAAGAAGGAAGUGUGAGCUUGAUGCAAAUGGCUAAAAUAUCUUCUGCUUUAUAUGAUUAUCAAUCAAAUAAAAAGUUAUUCUAUGUACCAAUUCAAUGUUUGUUCAAUUACUCUUUUACCCGCAAAGGCAAUGUAGGCAUUGGGUUCGGCAAUAAUGAUAUCCCCCAACAUACCAAAACUAGCUGUCACCCCACCGGUAGACUAUAA